CACUUGUGCGCGCCGAUUGCUUCUACGGCUUACCGCCAGCUGUUCAACACAUUUUCUUCAUUUUUGUUUCGCGUUGUUUCUAGUUCUGCAGGCCAGCAGCAGCCUCUCGUUCCCUAUAAUGAAUUACCGUAGCGGCAUAAAUUUAUCGUUUUGAUUUGACCGCAGUGCUACCUCGGCAACUUGUGAAAGUGACAGUUUUUGUUUGAGAUUGGGCCAACAGCGGCGAUUUGACCGUACGGAGUUAGUACGAUUUUGCGAGCCGAGAUAAGAAAGUGAUUGUGUGUUGGCGCGAAAUCAAGUGCAACCCGGGAUUAAAGUGUAAACUUUGGAACCUGACUCGCAAAACGAAAUAACACUAUGAAGGAUAACGUACAACUUUCCCAAAGCCACGGCUAUCAGUCUUCACUUUCUUUUGCAAAAGCGAUGGUGACCUUGAUCCGUUAACCCCGAAGAUGUUAUAACUAUUUAAAGAGACAACAAAAUGAAGUGUGUAACGUUACUGACCGUUUUUAUAUCCGCGAGUGUCGCGAUUCAAGUGCCGCCUUCGUGGAAAGAAAUCGACACAGACGAUAAACUGAAAGAAGUGCCACAAGACAAUAACGCGCGUAGUGAUAAUGCUCAGCAGAAACGUUGGACUCCGAUCGUCGGUUCGCUUGGGAGUCAAGUAGCGAAUCCCAAUCAACUUGUACUCGACGGUAAUGGCAUGUACAUAUUUCCUCCCGGAAACGACAAGGUUAAUUUUAAUCCAGACAUAUCGGCUGAUAAUAAACCAUUCAACUAUCAACCUGUACCACCCCAGCAACCAAAAGCGGCUGAAGAGAUUUUCGCCACUUACUCACCGAUAAGACACCGUAACAUUUAUUUGGAGCGUUCACAACCGGUUCCUCAUCCCGCGAGAUCAACUCACCAGGAUAAAUUGCAACAACCUCCAUUUCUCCAAAAUUUUUUACCAGUUUUUUAUCCGGAGAACAUCGAAAAUAAACCGAUAGGUAUCACGCAGACGCCUCCCGUGUUUGUUACAGAAAGUUACAGAAACGUCCUGGUGCAAAGCCCAACUGAAACGAGCUUUCCACAGGAAAACCAUCCCACAAUUAAGCCGUCAGUUUUCGUUAGACCCAAAGACAGUAGAGCCAAAAGCACAGAGUCUAGAAGAAAAUCCCGCCCCUCGAGUCAUUCUGUUCGUCCUGAAAGGCGGUACACCAAAGUUCAACAGCCGAUUUCAUUUCCACCCAAAGAAACUCGACGCGACAGGGCCAGAAAAAUCGUUCCUCGAACAGAAGUUAAGGAAAACGAAAGUCUAUCUUUUAGGAACCAUUUGAAAAAAAAAUACAGAGAUGAUAAACUACACGAACCUGAAAACAACAAAGACAUAGAACGAGAUGACAAUGAAUGGGAAAGAAAAGGGGAUGAUCAUAGAAUAAAGAAAAUAAGGGACAGAGGGAGCCCCGAAUCAGUCGAAUCAAACGAAUCCGCGCCAUCAAUCGAAUCUAGAGAAUCUCCCGAAUCUUUCGAAUCUAAAGAAUCAGACGAAUCAAAGCGAUCAAUCGAAUCUAAGGAAUCAAACAAAUCUAUUUAUUCCGGCGAAUCUAAGGAAUCUGCCGAAUCAAAUGAAUCUAAAGAAAUAGAAGAUUACGACGAAUCGAACGAGUCGAUAGAGUCCCAAGAAGAUGAUGAUUCAUCCGAAGAAGAACGUAUCAGAAGGAGUAAAGAGGAGGAGGCAAAUGAUAUUCCCAGCAAGCCAAUUUAUCCGGGUGAAGGGAAGUGGGCAAUACCAGGGUUGAAACAUAGACCACAUAUUACUCAACAUAAAUUUCACCGACCGAGUGAGGAUAUUGAAGAAAAGAAACCGGAUGGCUCCGAUGUUUUUGAAGAUUUAGAAAAGUACUUUGAAAGUCAGAAAAUAAACUUUGGACACGAACUGCGGCAAUUUAGUCCUGACGACCGACCGAAAGUCCAAAGCGAAAUUCCAGCUUCUGCGGCGGAUUUCUUAGCUCUGCCUCUCACAAGCGACAUCAAGCCGGUCCAUUCUCCCAACCCUAUAGUAAUUUACAACCCAUUUAAUGAAUUUCCAACUUUAAGACUAGGACCACCAGAACAUUCCACGCAAACCGUCAUUCAUCCCCAGGAAAUUAUUAAAGAAAAACCGACAACAAUAAGUUCGAAAACCAAAGAGGCUCACUCAAAGGAUCAACAAGAAGAAGAUGAGGAAGAUGACGAAGAUGACGAAGACGAAUUUGUUCCCACGCAACUAUAUACACAAGUAAGAAAAUCGGAGAAUGAGGAACAUCUGCCAUCAGACCCGCUUGAAAGUGGGAGGUUAAAAGAGGUGAUAAAAGAUUCCAAGGUCCAAACAGUAUACAGCGAAGAAGGUUACGAGGAUCUGGCGUACGACCACGAGGGUCACGAGAAAGAAGCGGAACAAGACGAGGGCUACUCCGAGUUUGAGAAAGAAAAACAAGCUAAAGGUCAGUUAAAACGGCAGACUCCCUCCAACACCAAAGAGCAAGAUUCUAAGACAACUAAAGAGGUAGUCGACGCCCUGCCUGCAGAUUCGAUUUAUCCUAGUGCACCAAAAGCUACCGCGGACAGCCAGAAAGACGCAACAGUAUCCAGUAAAGUAAAAAAUAACAAUUUCGUAACUACUCAAGAGCUAAAAACUACCGCUGUUAAAGACAAUGCCGACGGCAAUAUCGAAGUUCAAAUCGACAGUGAGGUUCAGGUAAUCCUGCAACCCAAUAAUUCCAGCAAAUCUCAUAAAUUCGUCAAGAUUUAUCCAAAGAUUAUUAAGGAAAUCGAGAAAGAAAAACUAGGCGGCGAAUCGAAAGAUAUUGUUACAAACAAAGGUACCUCAGAUGAAAUUAAAAAUCGCGACAGUAAUAUUACACUAGAUAACAAACACGAAACAUGGGAUCAAGAACUUCUGCAGACAAAUGGAACUGAAAAACCCAUUGCAACUGUCACAGAAAACGUAGAAGCUGAAAGCCUCGAAAAGAUUGACGUCCAAUUCGAAAAAGGCGUCCUCUCUACCUCAGAUAGAAAAAAGCGGUCGGCUGAAUUCGCAAUCGAUUUAAGCUUUAUCGAUAAAAUUAACCACACCGUACCCACAAAACCUCCAAAAAAUUCUUAUAAUACUCAAAAGUAUCCUUACUAUAGCGAUCCUGCUGUAAAUAAGGAUUCGCCGCUAAGAUACGCCGAGGACAUGGGCAACAUUCCCGUCAAAAUCGAAGGAAGAUUAUCGUUUUAUGAAAAUGCGGAAAGGAUGAAAUGCCCAGAAGUAGAAAACAUCGAUCCAGUUCCGGAUCGAGUUAAAAACGCUGGCAAAGACGAACCCAGUGAAGAAGAUGAGGACUCGGACGAAGGAGAUGAAGAAUCUAGCGAAGAAUAUCCGGCUUCACCAAGAGCUCCUAGGAUUAAAUUAGGAAAUAAAAUAGACUGCCUUAAAAACCGAUACUUUGGGGAGAAUCCAUUGGACAGUCCAUUUUUUAAGGAAGAGCUUGUAGGUCCAGUUAAGCCGAUAUUUAAGGACCUUGAUCGGUCUGCGUCUAUAGAGACUCAAGACAGUGCGUCAAAGGAAUCAGCUAUGGUCGAAAAUUUUAACGAGAUUUUUAAAAACGGCAAAAAAGAUGGGGAAAGAAUACAUUCCACUAGGACAAAAGAUAAGGAAUAUACUUUACUGAAGAAGCAGGCCGAUCAUAUAAGAACUUCUACUCAAGAAGUGAUAACAUCCACUUCUACGUCGUAUCCAGCAACUAACACUCCCAAGCAAAAUAUCGUAGUCCCUACUCCACUGCCUAUUAUUUCACUAAUGACAACACCCAAAUAUAUGAUAACACUAACGCCAAAAAAUAUUUACGAUCAAAUUACGUUGCUGGAGUAUUUACCUAAGCCACUCGUUGAAAAUGCGAAAAAUACUGACGCCUCAGCUGGAAAAUCGCAGGAUGCAGGGGAUACCGAUGGAGCAAAUAGGCAGUCCAAGCAUUUGGAAGACCAAGACGAAGAAUCUUUUGAAUCUGACUCCCAAGUUAGAUUUAAACUGCGUCGUCCUUACUUUCCAGUUUUUGACGUCAACAAAUUCAUUCCACAACAAAACAAGAUUAAUAAGGAAGUUCAAGAGGAAACGAUAAAAUCAGGCAUGGUAGAGCCUACAAAACAAGAUGACAAAACACUAAAAGAACUUAGCGAAGCAAGCACCUUAAAACCAGAACCUUUAAGACGUAGAAGAAUUCAGCUUAAGCGACCGUAUUUUCCAAUUUUCGACAUAAACAAAUUUAUCACCACAACUCCUUACUACAUAAUAAAUCCCCAAGCAAGUACGGUUUUGCCCAAAGAAAAGGUAGUUAGCGAGGUGUUUUAUAAAGAAGAAAUCAAGCCCAGUGAACAGAUGGCAGUUUUCGCAGACGUUUUAAACAAUAUCAAAAGUUCUAAACAAAACAGUGUGUCUACCAAACUGGAAAAAAUUCCACUGCAAGCUGCUUCCGAUUACGCAGAGCCUUCUGGCGUCACCAUAAGUUCAGUCGAAGCAACGCCAGCUCUAAAAGUUAACAGACCGAGAGUCAAGAAGUAUCAGGAUGCAAAUACGCGCAACGCUGUUCUCACCGAACGACCAUUCAGGCCCAGCCUCCCCGAUUCAAUCAGAAAGGAACACGAAUCCACUGAAAAGUCCAGUAACUCAAAGACCCUUAACGUCAGAACCAAAGUAAAACGUCGAAGACGGCCAACGGUAACCACAACCGAAAGGUCAACGACCGUAUCGACAACAGUCAAACCUCCCGCGAUAGAUUUCAUUGAAGAGACGGAAACCAUUUUAGGACUGGUUCCACCAGAACAGUCAAAUUACAAUACAAUUGUAAUAGAAACUCCGAAAAAAAUCGGCGUGACACGUUCACCGCCAUCCAAAAAUCGAAAGCGUUUUGAACAUAAGAUCACUAAAGUUCCAGCUACUACGGAGGCCGACCCAAGUCCAGCCCCAGUGGUUGAAGAACUCGAAGAACCAGUUGUGUCCCGAUUUAAUAAGUAUAUUUAUUUGGGAUUAAGGCCUCCUCCUCCCCAAAAGUAUCGAGGAUAUUCCGACUACCUUUCGCAGGAAAAUUUAGUGAAAAGAAGAGUUCGUUCGGUUAGAUAUAAAAGGGAAGCAAACAGACCGGCAUAUUCGGAACUUUCUAGAAACAGAGGCAGGCAAGAAGAGAUUCUAGAAAAAACAGUUGUUGACGAUAUCGACGACUAUGUACCUCACCGACCAAGAAACUACUAUUACGACGAAAAAACUGGAAAAAUUGUUUAUCUCAAUAAACCGUAUGAAAAAGAAGAAUUGGAAGAGGGUGAUGUGGAGGUGGAAUAUAUAGAGGAGGAACCAGCCACUCAUCCGACUCCUAAGAAACCUGCGAAGGCAACUACGAAGCCCUUACUGGCUACCGCUACACCUCCGCCUGCCGGAAAAAGCUUCGUCGAUUUUAUCCAUAAACUUAGAAGCGAUCCAAGCUAUAAACUAAUACCGGAUCCUACGACCACGGAAAAAGGCAGCGCAGCUUCUAGCACCGAACCCACUACAUCCGCUACUACUAUUUCCACAAAUCCCCCUGAAUUUUUAAAUAUUCUAGCCAAAGUCAGAAGUGACACUAGUUACAAAUUUAUCGAAGAUCCGAAGGAUUCUAAAAAGAAGCAAACCACUAUGACAACGGAAUCUGCAAUAGAAGAAGUUGUUGAAGAGCAAAGUGAAGAAUCUCGACUAGAAAGCGUGCAAAAUUCACCAGGAGGCCAAAAUAUUGAGCUCUCCAAUAUCCAGAUUUUCGACAUUUCGGAUUAUCUACCAAAAGUUAAAAACUAUGCUCCUAAAACAGCGAUUGACUAUUCGAAAUACAAAACCAUUGAACGACAAAAAAUCAAUCAUAAGCAUGAAGAGGAAACACCUCAAGUACCUUCCCAAGACGCGGUUGUUUCUGAUGAACAAGAGAGUAAUAAUUUGGACAACCUAGCUACUACUCCCGUACCCACCACCACCAGCUCAAUAGCGGAUAGUGAACAUUAUGAAACCUCAACUCCUUCGUCGACACCAACAGUACAAUCUAAAAGAGGAAAAAGACCCACGACUACUGUCGUGGAAACAACCGAAGCUGAAACUACGAGAACGCCAAUGCGCAGAAGACAAAGACCUCAAACAUCGAGAGGGACUCGUCCUCCCCCAGAGACUAGUAGAACAACAGAACAAGUCGAGAGAGUGUAUCCAGUAAAUGAUCCUCCAAAAAGGGUAUAUAGGAGAAGGCCUCAAAGAAUACGACUCCAAUCCGAAUCCUUCGAAGAAGAGUUAGAAGGAGAUGCAAGCGCUAGAAGUCUGAGAAGACGAUCUGAAUUAGGUUCCGAGGUCGCCAAGCCAUCAAAUCUGGAAGACACAUUGGAUGAACCAGUUCUGCGCUUUAACAACCAUGGAGAAAAAAUUGUGGAUAGGGAUGACAGAAGCAUAGACGAAGAAAAUGGUAAUAAAGACAACCAAGAAGUUACUUCCCAAAUCAAAAGCGACGUUGUAAUUAUGAAAACGUACGACAAAACUAGAAAGCACGGGGGAAACUAUAGAAAGGCAAAAGACGAUGAAAAUUUUGAAUUUGGCAAUUUAGAAACUAGGAAGAAUGAUGAAAUCAAUAAAGUAGCAGCAGCGGGCUCUGAAAAAAAUAAAGUCUUACAAGUUGAAGUAAUAAAGAAAUACGAUGAAAAUAAGAAACAUGGCGGAAAUUAUAAAGCAGAAGAUGAAGACGACGAUUUUGAAGAAAGAUCCUACAGGCAAACUGAAGAACUAAAUAAAAGGAACUCGUUAGAUAGUCAAACUGAAGCAUCAAUUUCUGGAAACUCUGCCAAUGCCGAUCGGGAUUUCUCUAGAAAACGCGGAGGUAACUACAAGCAAAUACGAAAAUUACCCAUACAACAAAGUGGCGAUUACAAAAAUGAAGAUAGUGGUCAACCCCUCGAUAACGUGAAGAAUCAGAAUGAAAACAGGCAUAGACUUAAGACCGCUAGAAUUGUGGUGCCAAAAAAGUCCCAAGUCGAUGUUUUCAAAAAAUACGACAAAAAGAAAAAGCAUGGGGGAAAUCUAAAGUCUGAAGAAGAUGUUGAACUGGAAGAAAUUUCAGACCUCGGAGAAGCGCCAACGCACGAGAUUCAAAAGUCGCAAUUCAGCAAUAAUGGGAACGAAUACUCCACAACACCAAGAGCCCUAAAUACACGAAGAACAAGAUUAAGAACCACACAAAGCAGUACAAGAAGAACGGGAAUUCAGAGAUUAGCAGACGUCGUUCCAAAACCUGAGCACUUUUACAACGAUCCUCAGUUGCCGGAACAAAUAAAUCAAAUGAAAGAUGAGAAAAUACUUAAAAUGAUUAACUCCGACGAGAUAGAAGAGAUAACUGAAGGAGAUGAGAUCGAAAAGGCGGACGAGAUAUCGGAGAGAAUGGAUAAUGUAGGAGAUAACGAUGAGAGUACUAGCGCAAAGCCGCUUUUUAUAAAAGAUCCCAGCAAAAGAUUGUAUUUCUACGCACCUGUGUAAUAAAUUUUAUUUUAUUUGGUUUGUAAAUAUUGUUUUAUAAUAAAAUCAUUGACUGUUCCGACUUUAUUUUCGAUAAAUUGU
This is a messenger RNA of Cylas formicarius (sweet potato weevil), 7612 nucleotides long. RefSeq lists its product as uncharacterized. The record is from RefSeq and is a predicted model, not a curated record. The transcript has 3 exons. Lineage: Eukaryota; Metazoa; Arthropoda; Insecta; Coleoptera; Brentidae. The coding region runs from base 482 to 7531 and encodes 2349 amino acids.